This is a messenger RNA of Cyprinus carpio (common carp), 4285 nucleotides long. Its product is annotated as trafficking kinesin-binding protein 1-like. Gene Ontology annotation, cellular component: dendrite. The record is from RefSeq and is a predicted model, not a curated record. Gene Ontology annotation, biological process: neurogenesis; endosome to lysosome transport; anterograde axonal transport of mitochondrion. Lineage: Eukaryota; Metazoa; Chordata; Actinopteri; Cypriniformes; Cyprinidae. Gene Ontology annotation, molecular function: GABA receptor binding.
AAGCUGCCAAGCUGGACGAGUCCAGUUCUGAGAGCUCGAGAACAGACCCUACAGAACCCGGACACCUUGGACCCAUCCUGGAAGAGCAGUAUGUAGGCGAAGGAACCGAGAAACCAGUGUCUCUAACACCACACGCCCACUACAGGGACGCAGAAACAAUCACAGAUGUUUGUAACAGCACAGAGCUCCCUGAGGUGGAGAUUAUCAGUCUGCUGGAGGAGCAGUUGCCGGUCUACAGGCUGAGGGCAGACUGUGUGUACGGCUAUGAGCACGACGACUGGAUCCACACACCUCUCAUCUCACCCGACACACGCAUAGACCUCACCUCUGAGCAGAUCGAGGAAACCCUCAACUACUUUUUACUAUGUGCUGAGCGAGUGGGCCAGAUGACUAAGACCUACAAUGACAUCGAUGCUGUCACAAGACUUCUGGAGGAGAAAGAGCGGGAUUUGGAGCUCGCUGCCCGCAUCGGUCAGUCCCUCCUGAAGAGGAACAGUGUUCUGUCGGAGCAGAACGAAUACCUGGAGGAACAAGUGGGGACCAUCAGGGAGGAGGUUGCUCAGCUGCACCAUGAGUUGAAUCUAAAAGACGAGCUCCUGCAGUUCUACACUAAUGCAGUGGAGGAGAGUGAAGAGGGGUCUGGAUCGCCCACGAGUCAACAGGGAAAGGCAGGAGUUUCUGCCCGUAGCGGUUCCUCUCUGGACAUUCUCCCAGAACUUCAAGACCUGGAGGAGGAAAAUCUCUCUCUCAGAUCAGAGGCGAGUCAGCUGAAGUCUGAGACAGAGUCAUAUGAGGAGAAGGAACAGCAGCUGGUGAAUGACUGCAUCAGAGAGUUAAGGCAGUCCAGCAUCCAGAUCUCCAGUAUAGCAGAAGAACUGGCCAAAAAAACAGAAGACGCUUCUCGCCAACAGGAGGAAAUCACACACCUUCUCUCUCAGAUAGUAGACCUGCAGAAAAAAGCCAAAACUUUUGCUGUUGAGAAUGAAGAACUUUCUCAGCACCUUACGGCAGCUAAAGAUGCUCAAAGACAGCUUACAUCCGAGCUGCAGGAGCUGGAGGAGAAAUACUCAGAGUGCAUUGAAAUGCUCCAUGAGGCUCAAGAGGAGCUCAAGAACCUACGGAACCGCAGUGUGUCUGCAGGAACUCCUCGACGCUAUCACCCUCUGGGACUUUUUCCCAUGGACUCCCUGGCUGCUGAAAUUGAGGGAACCAUGAGAAAGGAAUUGAGUCUGGAGAAUCCUGAUAAUGAAGAACAGAGGGUUCGUCACAAGCGUGUGUUUGAGACUGUGAAGAACAUCAACCAAACUGUCAGACAGCGAUCUGCUAAUUCUGCUACCAACAUCCCUGGAUCCAAUCAGACGCUCUCCUCCCUUAGCUCCGCCCUCUCUGACAGCAAUGGCAACAGUGCAGCGCCUGAUAACCGUACACAAAGCAUGCUCCAGGAGACCAGCUCCUCAGAUGCUGCUGUGGAUGCCCCUGAGAAGCGAUCUGGCUCUGAGGAGCUCAAACUUGCUCUGAGGCGACUGUCUUUGCGACGGCAGAACUGUCUGAGUGAGCGUCUCUUCUUCGAGGGGGAGCGAGAGAGGCGUAAUCGGGAUCCAGCAGACAGUGCAGAUUACUCAAACAGGCUGGUGCACAGCGAGAGCAUCAUGUCCCUGGGUGCUUGGGCCAGUCGGCCCUAUCUUCCCGACAAGCUCCAGAUUGUCAAACCUCUGGAAGGCUCGGCUACACUUCAGCACUGGCAGCAGUUGGCUCAGCCUAAUCUGGGUGGUAUCCUGGAUGCUCGACCUGGUGUGGUCCCGAAAGGCUUCCGUCCCUUGGAGCUGGAACUGGAGGAAGUAUAUCAAUAUGCUGACUAUGAGGAAGAUGAGCCUGGAGAGCAGUACUUCCAGAACCUUCCCACCACAACCACAUCCAGUGUCCCUCCUGCCCAUAGCCUCGCCCCCUCAGCCUCCCCGUCACCAUGUCUCAGCACAGGUCACGCUUCCAUGGACUUCUCAAUGUAUUUCCCAGGGAAAUGCAUGGCUCAUACAAGUUCAACCUACACCUUCACCACCUGCAAAAUCCUCCAUCCGUCUGAUGAGCUUACGAGGGUGACACCCAGUUUAAACCCCUUCCCCACUUCAUCCUGCGUGAUGUCAAGCAGUCUGCGCUCGACACCUGCCGCCACGCCGUGUACUCCUCGACGAAUGAGUCUGUCUCAGUCUCAGUCUUUCACCAACCUGCGGGACUCCACCAAAACCUUCAGCACAUCUUUAGGCCUUGUGCGCCUCUUGCAGGAGAGGGGCAUCUCUGCUGCAGUGUACCAGCCUCACAGCUGGGACAGAGGAAGCGGAGGAGUCCUCUUCUCCACCUCAGUUCUUCCUCCUUCACCUCCUGACCAGAUUCGUCCCACCACUCCGCCUAAUUCCCCCACUCGUUGCACUCCCAGCCCCAGUUCGGCUGUUUCUGAUGUAGAUAUCUCCACGCCUUUCUCUUUUAAGAGCCCAUCCUAUGAAAACUUUUUGGCUUCCAAGCCAGCAAGGUCCAUUUUGAAGGAGGUGGCGGGGGUGUCUGGGACUCAGGCUAAAGACUGUGAAAGCCAGACUGAUGUCAGUAUGUAUAAUCUCAAUUUAGUUGAUAAGCUGAAAAGGUUGGGGUUGGCAAGCCCUGGGGCAACAGGGGGAGGGAUUCCAAGGCCAAGCCCACUUAUAGGUCCUCUGGGUGGGCUUCGGAGGGCAGGGUCCCCCUUUAGUCCACUAAACGAAGGUAUGAGGAGGAAUCGGAGCUAUCCUGCUAUGGUUGGUGCCAGUAUGGCAAUGAAGGGGCCCGGCCCUCAAGGGGACGAAAUGCUACUAGCUCCUAAACUACCCAAGCAAACAAGUCUCAAAUAAUGAGUUUUGCAUAAUAACAAAUCACACAAUCAGUGGAUUGUUCCUCACUAACUUACUAACAAAGAAUUCAAGACGUAACUUGUAAAAAACAUACAGUAUAAAACACACCUAAAGUGAUAAUUUACCAAAAAAAAGAAGAUUCUGUCAUUUACUCACCCUCAUGUUGUUCUAGACCUGUAUGACUUUACAGAAGACAUUAUUUUGAAGAAUAUUUCAAAAUGACUGGACCCCACUGAGAUUUAUUGCAUAUCCAGAAAAAAAAAAAAACACAUUUUUCAAAAUAUAUUUUGCACUUCACAGAAGAAAGUAAAUCAUACUGAACUUUUUUUGUGUGUUUUGUGUUUGCAGAGGAAACAAAUGCAUACAGGUCUGGAACAACAUAAGAAUGAGUAAAUGAGAGAAUUUUCAUUUUUAUCCUUUGAAAGUUUAAAGUGUUAUUUUAAUUCAGUCUCAUCUGUCUUUAUGUUCUCUCCUCACCAACUCCCUGAGUUGCCCUGUACAAUCUAAUGUGAUGUGUAUCCUGUACAGAUGGUGCUGAUUGUAUGUAACCUUUGACCUCACUUUGACUUCUCACUGCACAUGCAGGAAGGAAUAAAUCAUCAAAAACCAAAUGAACUGGAAAAUCUACAGUCACAUGUACUCACUAUGAAUUAGAACUAAGUUCAGUUAUCACAACUGACGUGUUGUUUUCAAGUGGAGGGCAUUUGCAGGGUAUAUGAAAGUGUAUUGAUCUGGGAUCAAUGGUGUUCUGUUCCUGCUUUCGGCAACUUUAAAAAUGUAUUCGCCCCAGUUGCUUGCUGGUUUUGAAUGGUGGCAUUUGAGGGUGAUGUAUUCAUGCAGGCAGAGAGGAUGUGUAGCACAGGUUUAAUCACCCACGUUGACCAACUCUCUUUUCCUCCAUUACUCUGUCUUUAUCUGUCUGUCUAUACCUGUUUUAAAAGACAAAUCUUUAAUAAUGAAGUGACAGUUGUAGCUUUUCAUUUGAUGAGUGGCUGAAUGAAUUGAGGGUUGGAUAGGCUGAUUUCAGAAAGUACUGCUGUCUUGCUGGUUUUCUAUGAUAAAAAAGCGACUGCCUGUAUUUUAGUCAUCCGUCACGUCAGAGUUUUCACUGAACAAUUGGAAAAUGUUGGAGAGCACUGUAAACUCGAUUGAGCACUGAGCACUUGUGUUUAAUUGCAGUUUUAUUCUCUUUAUUUAUUCAUUUACCUUUUGUUGUUUCAUGUUAUUGAAAUGUGCACUUUGACGUUCUGUUGUGCUGUUUUACACCAAUUGUUUUUGAGAGUUAGUUGCUCUCAUGUAAUGUUUGUAGAAGGGAAAAGCUUUUAGAUUAGUGACUACGCAAUAAUGUUUGUUUGAAUUUUUAUUUUCAAAUAAAAAUAAAUGCAGAGAAAUAAAGGUGAAGAUUCUUGUCU